This is a messenger RNA of Peniophora sp. CBMAI 1063, 1014 nucleotides long. Lineage: Eukaryota; Fungi; Basidiomycota; Agaricomycetes; Russulales; Peniophoraceae. The record is from the annotation of a GenBank genome assembly.
AUGGAUGUGUCCACCUUUGUCCAGACGGGUAUCCACUCUGGGUUGCUGACGGGUUGGCUUGUUGGACCUGUCUACGGUGCCAACUUCGCAAUGGCAGUGGUCAUAGUUCGGAAACUUUGGCCACAUCGCAGACAUGCAAUAUCUCGGUCGCUGAUGCUGAUCGCAACCCUCAUUAUUAUCACAUGCACAGUUCAUGCAUUCAUUUCCCUUGACGAUUUGAUCGUGGGAUUCACUUUGACCCAAGGAGUCGAUACCGAGGGCCCCGCAGUUAUUGCCAACUACUUCCUUUCAGUCCGUUUCAAUAAUACAGCAUGUAUAUCUAUCUAUGUCAUCAACAGUUCAUGCAACAAUCUUUUCGUCGUGUGGCGGGUAUACAUGACGUGGGGUCGCAAUUUAAAGCUGUCCGUGUUACUUAUCUUUCUCCACCUUGUUGCUCUCGCCCUCGGAAUAGCAUGUGUUGUCCAUAUUGAACGAACAGGAUCCCUCUUAGACAAGACAAUCACCGCCUUACUCACUUCAGGUUGGGCAUUCUCCAUGCUCAUGCAAGUUUCCGGAGCGCUUCUCAUCGGUUGGCGUACCAUUGGGACGCCCCAAUCUGCUAUCAAUCGACAAAGUAGCGGCUUCUAUCUGGCCAUCUGGCAUGCUCUGAUAGAGUCUGGUAGCUUAGCUCUGGUGACAGAGCUGGUCGGGCUGGUGUUUCUCUACCGCAAUCUCGGAGAUGGGAUCAUAGUCAUCAUUACACUUGGCCAGAUUACGGCAUUAUCUUCGUUGGCCAUCAUCUUGCGGGAAAUCUACAAGGCAGAGGUGCAAAGUUCGAUGGGAUUUGUCAACAUCACGAGUCCUAUUGCUAUGCAGAUGUCCUCCUUAUCCAUGUCUCGCAAUCAGGGCAGGAGCCCCCUUAGCGCAGCUGAGCACGGGGCGGUCCCGGAUAACGCAGUGGUGGUAAACAUUGAGACGGUAGGACACGGAGCUGAAGAAGAUCUCUCAAAGAUUGCCAAGACCUUGUAUCGGUAG